Messenger RNA from Haliotis rubra (blacklip abalone), 2052 nucleotides. Its product is annotated as post-GPI attachment to proteins factor 4-like. Gene Ontology annotation, biological process: GPI anchor biosynthetic process. The coding region runs from base 707 to 2038 and encodes 443 amino acids. The transcript has a single exon. Gene Ontology annotation, molecular function: glycosyltransferase activity. Gene Ontology annotation, cellular component: Golgi membrane. The record is from RefSeq and is a predicted model, not a curated record. Lineage: Eukaryota; Metazoa; Mollusca; Gastropoda; Lepetellida; Haliotidae.
UCGCUCAACGUAUGACCUGGAGACGAGCGUGGAGAUAGAAGCUACAGGAGGCCUGGUACACUCACACACCCACACCCAUCCGUCAGGUGUACCAGCCGCGUUGAUGUCACACGGACGUUCAGCCACCAUGCUAGCAGUACAGAAACUCACGGAGAGAGUGGAGCGCCCUGUCUCAGCCACGAGAUAGAAGCUACAGUAGGCCUGGUAAACUCUCAUACACAUCCAUCCGUCAGGUGUCCCAGCUGCGUUGAUGUCACACGAACGCUCAGCCACCAUGCUAGCAGUACAGAAACUCACGGAGAGAGUGGAGCGCCCUGUCUCAGUCAUAGCUUGAAAUUUGCUAGAAAGUAGCACCUUUUCGGGGAUUAUCACACAAGGUAUGAAGAUGUAUGUUGGAUCAACAAUCCUGUCAGACAUCAAUGUAACAUGUUUCAUUCAUCCAACGACAUUCAACAUCAACGUACUCAGGAAGGCGACAGCCAUGAAUGAAACCUAACGUGAUUCAAGGAGAAAUCUGAAAGCCACCCCAAGGUAAAGUGUGGGCAUAACGGAUGUGCAUUAUUAUACAUUUUCUGUCAGUGUGACAUCCUUUAGCUGGUUUCUAUCUUUAGACACUUUGAGCUUUGAGCACGCGUUACACAAUAAAUGUUGUGACUAUGUCCCACGAUCAGUAAAACAUGUUUACGUGGGAAUAAUAGGACCUUGAAUGAGAGCCAUGUACACCUGCAGCAGCUUGUAUAUGUGUGGUACUCGUGACAGCAUUCGAGUCGCCAUGUCUAAACUAUGUACGUUUCUCCGCCAUUUUGGUGUUGUCGCGUGUAUCAUACAGUUCUGUAUUUUGUUACCGUUUUUAUGUCGAACACUUCCUUUCUCUACCUACUACGGCGUAACGUCAGGACGGAUUAACUUCCAACAGAGAGCCAAGAUGUUAAAUGAAGACAGGGUUAAACAUGCCAACCUGUACUUCAAAAAUAUGAUGGCCAGUGAAAGUUACCGUCACUACCAUUCCAUUGGAAACGGCACCCACAUGUAUUUAGCUGUGGCUGUAGUCACAGUGAGACGCUCGGGUGUUAAGAGAGUGAACGAAAGUAUGGGGUAUGUUCUCCAAACUGCAGCUGGAAUUGACAGUUUUGCAAGAAGCAGAAACUUUAUAAACAGGACAUUUGUAUUUAUCUGCAAUGUUGAUUCUCAACCCCACAAGCACGAAGAGGCGCGUUUUCUGGAACCGUACCUGCCGUUUACUAAAAGGUAUGGUUCAUCGAGUUUCAGUGUUAAAGAUAUACAGCUCCCGCAUUCAGACCUCACGUACGAUGAAAAAAUGCAUAAAAACACUCGCGAAAAGGAAACUUUUGACUAUUCGUACUGUUUAAAGGUUGCCGAGUCGUUUCAUCCCGAGUAUGUACUGAUGGUUGAAGAUGAUGCCGUUCCUCAUACAGAUUUGUCCAGCGUUCUGGAAUAUUCACUAGAUAAUCAUUUAGUCGAUAAAUCAAAAGGUACACCUGUGAAGAAGAAGUUCGCCUUCCUGAAACUCUAUUACCCAGAGAAAUGGCAAGGAUUUGCAUUCGAGCUACCAAGGGUUUUAGAGCUGAUCAGUAUAGGUUGUGUUGGUGGAGGAGUAAGCCUUUUGUUUGGACUCAUGGUACGGAGCUCCAAGACAAAAUUGACGCAUUGGACCAUGUGUCAAUAUUUUGUAAUAGGAGUGAUUAUCUUCAUGUUGACGGCAGAGUUAGUAUGUCGUCAAAACAUUCUUGAACUUCGAAGACUGUCAAAAUAUUUGUAUCAGUUCCGACAAGCGCCCGGAUGUUGUACACCGGCCAUGUUGUAUCCACGCGCAAUAGUUGAGCCCUUGACCACAUACUUGACUUCAUUGCCUUCACCUCAGCAUACCGAUCUGGCCAUUUAUGACUUCGUUAUUCAAACUCAGACCCCAGCCUAUCAGCUGGAACCUAACCUGUUUCACCACAUCGGGAUGCAUUCGUCUUUAGGAACAGGUGAUAAAGAUGCGGAACAUUUUGUAUCAACUUUCAAAAUUAAAUAAUUCCAUUGAAAGGG